Molecule: messenger RNA, 1573 nt
Organism: Echinops telfairi (small Madagascar hedgehog)
Lineage: Eukaryota; Metazoa; Chordata; Mammalia; Afrosoricida; Tenrecidae
Gene: MOB3A
Product: MOB kinase activator 3A
Exons: 3
Coding region: 87-740 (217 amino acids)
Biological process (GO): positive regulation of protein phosphorylation; signal transduction
Cellular component (GO): cytoplasm; nucleus
Molecular function (GO): protein kinase activator activity
Source: RefSeq, a predicted model, not a curated record
GUCUCCUAGCCGCACCGAGCCGGUGGCUUUGCCGUCACUGCUCAUCCACUGCAUCCAGGACGAGCCCCCAGACUUUGAGCCCCACCAUGUCCAACCCCUUCCUGAAGCAAGUCUUCAACAAGGACAAGACGUUCCGGCCCAAGCGCAAGUUCGAGCCGGGCACGCAGCGCUUUGAACUGCACAAGCGGGCGCAGGCGUCGCUGAACGCGGGGCUGGACCUGCGGCUGGCCGUGCAGCUGCCCCCGGGCGAGGACCUGAACGACUGGGUGGCCGUGCACGUGGUGGACUUCUUCAACCGCGUCAACCUCGUGUACGGCACUGUCAGCGACGGCUGCACGGAGCAGUCCUGCCCAGUCAUGUCCGGCGGCCCCAAGUACGAGUACCGCUGGCAGGACGAGCGUGAGUUCCGCAAGCCCACCGCGCUGCCCGCCCCCAAGUACAUGGACCUGCUGAUGGACUGGAUUGAGGCCCAGAUCAACAACGAGGACCUCUUCCCCACCAAUGUCGGUACGCCGUUCCCCAAGAACUUCCUGCAGGUGGUGAAGAAGAUCCUGUCUCGCCUGUUCCGUGUGUUCGUGCACGUCUACAUCCACCACUUUGACCGCAUCGCCCAGAUGGGCUCCGAGGCGCACGUCAACACCUGCUACAAGCACUUCUACUACUUCGUGAGGGAGUUCAGCCUCAUCGACCCCAAGGAGCUGGAGCCGCUGAAAGAAAUGACCACGCGGAUGUGCCACUGACGUCGCCGUGGCAGUGCCCUGCGGAUCCACAGGCUCUUGGGCGAUAACGGUUCAGCAUGCCAGCAUCGAAUCUUCCUAACCUGAGCACUUCAGCAGACUCAGCCUCUCUUGGACCCUGAACGACCCCACCUGGUGGGACGAGGGCCCACUGUGGCUUAGUGCCUUACAUUUUGGCACUGGGCCAUGGGAUUUCUGCCCCACCGCCCAUUCCCAAGUACCCACAGCGGGUCCCAGCAUCCCUGAGCCUCAGUCUUUUCAUCAGCCUCACGAGGCAGUGGAACUUGGACUGCAUAACUCUGUGUGUUGUCUGUCAGCAAAUGGAAGAAUCCAGUUUGAUUUUAAGCCACCUGUUGUUCGCCAGGAGGCUGGAGCACUGUGCCAGAGUGGGUCCUGGCACAAGGACCCGCCCUCUGGGAAGUUCAACCCCCAAACCUCCCAUCCCACCAAAGCCUGCACUGUGCAGCCUGACUGAGGCUGAUGCCCCUUCCCCAGAGAAGCCUGGCUGGGAAGUGGGGGAGCAGAGGGUGCCUCUGAGCCUUGAACCCCCAUCAACCCUGCUGGACACCUAUGGGUGCCUUUUCCACAACAGGAAUAACUGGGCCCCGGCUUCCUUCCAUCCCUCUCCCACCCUUCCAGCAUCCACUGCUGUUCCUUCCCAAGCCUUCAGGUGUCCCCAUCACUCGGUCUUCAGCCCCAGAGCCUGAGCUGCACCCAGUACCCAGCUCCAGACUUCCUGUGCCUCUCAUGCGUCCACAAAGGUUUCGCUCUUGCACCAUCUCGUUCCAUCUCAUUCACAGCAAGAUGCAUUAAAAAUUUUUUUUUUGUUUUUUUUU